Capsaspora owczarzaki ATCC 30864 is the source of this 1439-nucleotide messenger RNA. RefSeq lists its product as hypothetical. The transcript has 9 exons. Gene Ontology annotation, biological process: activation of GTPase activity; nucleocytoplasmic transport. Bases 15 to 1337 code for a protein of 440 amino acids. Gene Ontology annotation, cellular component: cytosol; perinuclear region of cytoplasm; nucleus. The record is from RefSeq and is a predicted model, not a curated record. Lineage: Eukaryota; Filasterea; Ministeriida; Capsasporidae. Gene Ontology annotation, molecular function: GTPase activator activity; small GTPase binding.
CGCUCGUUGCAAAAAUGCCAAAAGCGCUGUUGUACAAGAAUAUGACUCCGAGACAACGCGAGUUGUACGACAAAGUCAUGAAUGCGCCGAACGAACGCCUCUUUCUGUACGACAACCAGGUUGGCGUUGACGGAGCACUGGCCAUUGCGGAGGCGAUCAAAGUGAACACGUCAUUGACCGAGCUCAGCUUGGUCAAGAUUGAUCUUGGCGAUGCUGGAGCCCGUGCGAUCGCUGAAGCAAUCAGAGUGAACAGGACGCUGACAGAACUCAAUCUGUCUCGGAAUCAGAUCGGCCCCGUUGGCGCUCAAUCGCUUGCCGCGGCACUCAAAGUGAACAAGAAGGUGGAGGUACUUUUCCUGGCUGCGAAUCAGUUUGGCGAUGCUGGAUUGCAGGAGAUUGCUGAGAUGCUUUUCGUGAACAAGACGCUGGAAAUGAUCUAUCUGCAUGAGAAUCAAAUUGGCGAUGCUGGAGCGCCGGCAGUUGCCGAAGCACUCGAAGUGAACAAGACGCUGAAGGAACUCAAGCUGAGCGAGAAUCACAUUGGCGAUGCUGGAGCGCAAGCGUUUGGCGAGGCACUCAAAGUGAACUCGACCGUGACAAUCGAUCUAUCGAAUAACUGCAUUGGCAAGGCAGGUGCUCGAGCCAUGGCUGACGCACGCAAAGUCAAUCCUACGCGGCUGACACCACACAUGGGCAGCCAGAUCAACCCUCUGGCAUUCGCCUUGCUUCCACGAUUAGCAAGUGCUGAUGACAUUCAGGCCGUGUUCCACUUGCUGACCAGCAGGCAUGAGGUGGAAGCGACAGCUUACUCGGCGCCGCGUCGUGGAUCGACCGGGCGCGGUAAACCGCGCAAGCUGUCCGCACCAAAAGGUCCUACAACCCCACCCGAGCCCGCGGUCCUACCGGCGCUACCAGCCGAGAUUGCCGAGUGCAUUAUGCACGAAGCGUACUACUGGCCAGCCGUGCAGCACACCAAGCGAAUGCAGUUCAACGAAGAUGGCCCGGCGGAUGUUCUGCAAGUCACAGUGCCUGGAGACAGUGUUGGGGAUUCGGCCCGUCGUGUGAAAGCCAUUCAAGUGCUCCGUGGCUGGCGCCAUCCUCCCGCUGACACAAGUCCGCUCGUGUUUGAUUUGGUUGUCCGAGACGAGCGCGGUGCUGUUCGGUACGAGGGUGCUGCAAAGCCAGAGUUUCUCGAUUCGACCGUUCAGCGGGUGACGAUCGUGCCAGCGACUCAUCCAAUCAUGCGACAAAUGCGCGAUGGCUGGAAGGUUCAAGUUCGACGCAGCAAGGCUGUCAUUGGCGUGGUAUUUGAGCACUUGUAUCUUGGCUAUGUUUAAAUUUGUGGGCAUCUUUGCCAAUCGCCCUGCGUCUUUCGAAUCAAUUCAAAUGCUUCCAAUAAAUGGUCAGGGGAAAGCGUUUACGCCUCAACCUUUCAAUGC